Molecule: messenger RNA, 1269 nt
Organism: Aspergillus fumigatus Af293
Lineage: Eukaryota; Fungi; Ascomycota; Eurotiomycetes; Eurotiales; Aspergillaceae
Source: RefSeq, a predicted model, not a curated record
AUGCAGUGGAGCCUUGUUCGCACAUCUAGUGGGGCCCAACCCCAGCAAUUCGCUAUCAUAAUACGAAGCCGGGGCGGUAUCCCAGUCAUUUGCUACUCCUCAAAAUUUCUGUCGUCUUCGGACAAUGUCUCUUUCCAUUGUCUUUCGAACCGUUCUUCACUCACAAGAUUCAUGAUGAAUCUCGCCUCCGUGCGUGAGGCCAAGUGGGGCCAGGAAUGGCGCUCCUCCUCGUGGUUCAUCGUCACCGCGAUGGCAAUGGCCCUGUUCACAGUGGUCCACAUUUUCAUCGGCCGAUUUAUUCAGGCCAUUGCCAGCUCGUUCAUGUGGGUGGUGGGUUAUGCGACGAUCGCCGACAGUGUCGACUCGACUCGUCUGGGUGUGAUAUAUGGGAUCAUCUCGGUGGCGGCGGCUGUAGGAUUGUCGGCGGGACCGAUGGUCUCGGGUGUGCUGUUCAAAAUCGGUGGUUAUUGGACGGCUUGGACUAGCGCGUUUGCGAUCCUUCUUGUCGAUAUUGUUCUGCGUUUCCUAAUGCUGGAGAAUCCCCGGAGAAAGAGAGAGAAGCAAUCGGAUCCUUCCCCUGCGGAUGACGGCCCACACGAGGAAGAAAACUCGCCGCUGCUCCGCCCGGACAAUGACACAUCGACCGCCUCGCGCCCCGUGGCUGCACCGGAGACAGUCGAAGAGAAGACAGGUCUCGAAUACUACGUGUACAUGUUUCGACACCGUCGAUUCGUAACCGGGGUCCUGGGUUAUUUUGUCUUUGCGAUAUUGAUCUCCAGUUUCGACACGACGCUUCCCCUGCACGUCCGCGAUGCGUUCGACUGGGAUAGUAUGCCCGCGGGACUGAUGUUCUUGGCCUUGCAAGGCCCCGGCAUUGCGCUCAGUCCCCUUGUUGGCUGGUUGAAGGACCGCGUUGGGACACAGAUCCCCACCACGAUUGGUUUUCUGGGUUUGGCGCCUCUGAUGUGGCUGCUAGGGGUGCCGGGGGAUGAGCGAUUCCCGUGGGCAAAUCAAGGCCAGAGGGGCCCGAUCAUCUAUGCCAUGGACGUGACGGCCGUGGGAAUCGUGUCGGUCUUACUCAAUGGGGUUGGCGUACUCGAAGCUACCGCGACCAUUGAUGAAAUUGAACAUCGGCACCCGGGCAUAUUCGGACCCCAUGGCGGAUACUCCAGGGCCAUGUCGAUUUGCAGCCAGAGCUGGACCAUAGGCGCUUUCUUUGGGCCCAUUCUCUCGGGCUACAUGGCCGAACAUAUUGGAAUUACGAGAUGA